Messenger RNA from Homalodisca vitripennis (glassy-winged sharpshooter), 644 nucleotides. RefSeq lists its product as uncharacterized. The record is from RefSeq and is a predicted model, not a curated record. NCBI's taxonomy places the organism in Eukaryota, Metazoa, Arthropoda, Insecta, Hemiptera, Cicadellidae. The transcript has a single exon. The coding region runs from base 1 to 318 and encodes 105 amino acids.
AUGGAGGCCGUAACAAACUUGUUGUUGAUGCUCUUUGACGAACCUGAGAGACCACAAAACGCGGUGGAAUAUCUUAGAGAGAAGAUGGGAAACAAGAGGCAUAGUGCUGAAGAACUAGUCAACUUAAGAACGGAGCUGGCAGCAGCUAAGAUAAAGAUAUGUAUUUUGGAAGACGAAGUUAACGUUUUACAUGAGAAGCUUCAGAGUUGUGAGCUGAAAGGAAAACUGAAAGAUAUUCCUGAGCAAGCAGUAAAAACAGUGACAGAACUUGAUAGUACAAAUGUCACUAAUGAAAUAUUUGAUUUAAAUUCUUCGUAAAGAAAAAGUUGGUAAUCUUUAGAUAUAUUGUGUCAAAAACCAAAUAACUGUUUAUUUUACCGUGAGGGGAUUUUCACGCCGUAUAAAACAUAACAAUUAUUGGGUUACAGGUUAUUGAGAGCUUAGUAAAUCAGUUAGUUACGGAUGUUUUAUUUCCAGAAUCAUCUUAAUUACAGGAACAAAAAAGUAUAUUAACUCUAAAUUCCCAUUUUACAUUUUACUUUAGAGGAAUCUUCCUGUUAGAGUGUUCAUUAGCCGGCACGUUUGUUUAAAGUGUAUUCUUGUUUUUGUAAAGUUUUUGGGCAAAUAGAAAUAUUAAUUAAAAA